This is a messenger RNA of Tupaia belangeri chinensis (Chinese tree shrew), 975 nucleotides long. Its product is annotated as olfactory receptor 7A10. Bases 1 to 975 code for a protein of 324 amino acids. Gene Ontology annotation, molecular function: olfactory receptor activity; G protein-coupled receptor activity. Gene Ontology annotation, biological process: G protein-coupled receptor signaling pathway. The transcript is spliced from 3 exons. NCBI's taxonomy places the organism in Eukaryota, Metazoa, Chordata, Mammalia, Scandentia, Tupaiidae. The record is from RefSeq and is a predicted model, not a curated record. Gene Ontology annotation, cellular component: membrane.
AUGUUAAAUUCUUUCAUUGUGUCUUGCCUGAGGACAGAGCUACAAUCUCCAUCACCAAUCAUUCAGGGAGGAAUUCACCCUUCCACAAGAAGAUUGUCCUCACUGAGAGCCCAUACAGGUAUUCACCUCCGCCACAUGGAGCCAGGGAUUAAGACACAAAUUUCAGAAUUUCUUCUUCUGGGACUUUCAGAGGAACCAGAAUUGCAACCCGUCAUCUUUGGGAUUUUCUUCUCCAUGUACCUGAUCACUACCCCCAUGUACUUCUUCCUCUCCAACCUGUCCUUUUCUGACAUCUGUUUUACCUCCACCACCGUCCCAAAGAUGCUGGUGAACAUCCAGACACAGAGCGAGGUCAUCACCUAUGCAGGCUGCAUCACCCAGAUGUUCUUUUACAUAGUUUUUGCAGUGUUGGAUUACUUCCUUCUGACCGUGAUGGCUUAUGACCGGUAUGUGGCCAUCUGUCACCCCCUACACUACACAGUCAUCAUGACCCCCUGGCUCUGUGGAAAGCUGGUUCUAGUGUCCUGGAUCAUGAGGGUCUUGUAUUCCUUGUUACAUACCUUACUGGUGUUGCGACUGUCCUGCACACAUGUGGAAAUCCCCCACUUUUUCUGUGAACUUAAUCAGGUGGUCCACCUUGCCUGCUCUGACACCUUUCUUAAUGACAUGGUGAUCUAUUUUGCAUCUGUGCUGCUGGGUGGUGGUUCCCUCACUGAGACAAUUUACUCUUACUCUAAGAUAGUUUCUUCUAUACAUGCCAUCUCAUCAGCUCAGGAGAAGUUCAAAGCAUUUUCCACCUGUGCCUCUCACCUCUCAGUUGUCUCCUUAUUUUAUUGCACAAGCAUAGGUGUGUACCUUAGUGCUAGUGCUACCCACAGCUCACACUCAAGUGCAGCAGCUUCAGUGAUGUACAGUGUGGUCACACUCAUGCUGAACCCCUUCAUCUACAGUCUGAGGAAUAAAGACAUAACAUAA